This is a messenger RNA of Populus trichocarpa (black cottonwood), 2218 nucleotides long. Its product is annotated as protein indeterminate-domain 5, chloroplastic. Lineage: Eukaryota; Viridiplantae; Streptophyta; Magnoliopsida; Malpighiales; Salicaceae. Gene Ontology annotation, molecular function: DNA-binding transcription factor activity. The record is from RefSeq and is a predicted model, not a curated record. The transcript has 4 exons. Gene Ontology annotation, cellular component: nucleus. The coding region runs from base 275 to 1897 and encodes 540 amino acids.
GACUGAGUGAUAGUAUCAAGUUUUUAUAUAUAUAUUGAUAGACAACAAGAAUUCACAAAGAGUAGAAGCAAAAUAGGUAUAAAGAUUGCUUGUUUUCUUCUCUUCAUCUCCGGAUCGUAGCUGUCCCCUUUUAUACUUUUCUCUUGGUUCUUUGCGGGUUUUAACUUAAUCUUUCCUCUUGGUUCUUUCUGGGUUGUAUCUAAAGGGCUACAAAGGAGAUUUGUUUGCUUUGAAGAGAGAGAAACAAGCUGUACUGCAUAAAGAAAUCUUGAAGAUGGCCGCCGCUUCAUCAUCUGCUACUUUCUUCGGCCGGGCAAGGGAAGAAAAUGAAAACCAGAUGAUACAGCAACGUUCUUCAACAACCACUUCCUCUACUGUUCCAACCACAGAACCGCCAAAGAAGAGGAGGAAUCAACCUGGAACACCAAAUCCAGAUGCAGAGGUGAUAGCACUAUCUCCCAAGACCCUAAUGGCAACAAACAGGUUCAUAUGUGAGGUAUGCAACAAGGGGUUCCAAAGGGAGCAAAACCUACAGCUCCACAGAAGAGGACACAACCUACCUUGGAAGCUAAAGCAGAAGACUACAAAAGAAGUGAGGAGGAAGGUUUAUCUGUGUCCCGAGCCCACAUGCGUCCACCAUGACCCUUCUAGAGCUCUUGGUGACCUUACUGGAAUCAAAAAACACUACUCAAGGAAACACGGUGAGAAGAAAUGGAAGUGUGAGAAGUGCUCAAAAAGAUAUGCUGUUCAAUCUGAUUGGAAAGCCCAUUCUAAGACAUGCGGUACUAGAGAAUACAGAUGUGACUGUGGUACUCUUUUCUCAAGGCGUGAUAGUUUUAUCACCCACAGAGCUUUUUGUGACGCACUAGCUCAGGAAAGUGCAAGGCAUCCUACCAGCUUAAAUACUAUAGGAACUAAUCUAUAUGGAAAUAACCACAUGAGCUUAGGCCUAUCUCAAGUGGGUUCCCAAAUUUCCCAGUUACAAGUUCAUCACCCAUCUGGUAAUAACAUGUUACGGCUGGGCAAUGCUGGGGCAGCUAAAUUCGAGCACCUAAUUCCUCCACCUAAUCCUUCUUCAAUUCCGAUGAUGCAUUCAUCUGGUUUCUUCAUGGGAGAUGCAAAUCAAGGACCAUUUCCAAACAAAUCCUUACAAGGGCUAAUGCAACUUCCCGAUCUUCAAAGCAACACUAACAACUCCUCAGCUUCCAAUCUCUUUAACCUUGGCUUCUUUCCAAAUAAUAGCAACGCUAGCCGUGUAAGUAGCAAUGAAAAUGCCAACACUGGAAGCACCAGCUUAGUGAAUUCCGGCUUCUUAAAUGCGAACCUGUUCAACAAUGUUAAUGGUGCUGACCAAGGGACAACACUAUUCUCCAGUAACAUGGGUGGUGAUCAUGUCGGAUCGGGUACUAUGUCCUCCCUUUUCAACACUUCAAUGCAAAAUAUCAGCCCAUAUAUGUCUGCUACUGCAUUGCUUCAAAAAGCCGCUCAAAUGGGUUCAACUACGAGCAGCAACAGUCCAACUAGUUUACUGAAAGGCUUGGGGAGUUCUUCAACAACCGGUGCUAAAUCUGUGAGGCCACAUGUUUCCACCAACUUUGGCAGCAGUUUCGGCAAUCCAACUGUAGGUGAAAGCUUAGAAACACAGAUGGAAAGUGAAAGCCAAUUUCAAGGAUUGAUGAAUUCUCUUGCCAAUGGGAGCUCAUCAAUUUUUGGAAAUGAACAGGAUAAUAGCUACACGGGGUUUAAUAGCUCAAAUUUUAGCAAAGUAGGCGAAGAAAAGUUACAUCAAAGUCUUGCAGGGUCAGAUAAGCUGACGUUGGAUUUUCUUGGUGUCGGAGGCAGGGUAAGAAACGUUGGUGGAGGGUUUCCUCAAGGGGAUCAACAUAGCAUGCAAUAAUAUAAGCUCCAUUGACCCUGAAAUAAAGUCAGGAACAAGCCUGUCAACCGUUUGCAUGCAAGUGCAAAAUUACAGUGAACGGCAUUUAAGAAGGAAAAUAACCAAACAAGGAAGAGGCAGUUUAGGUAUGGAUGUUUUUUUUUUUUUUUUAAUUUUAUUCAGCAUUAGGGACGCAUGUAGUAGGUUGAAUAUUCUGCAGGUCUUCAGGCUUCGCUAGGGUUUCAUCAGCAAAUGUUUCUCAAGGCUUCCUUCAGCUAAAUUACUGUGUUCUAAUUACCAAUUACUAUUUUUUUUUUCAAUGUGUAUAAUAUAUUUAUCUUA